Verticillium dahliae VdLs.17 is the source of this 1230-nucleotide messenger RNA. Its product is annotated as DUF367 domain-containing protein. The transcript has a single exon. Gene Ontology annotation, molecular function: rRNA small subunit aminocarboxypropyltransferase activity. NCBI's taxonomy places the organism in Eukaryota, Fungi, Ascomycota, Sordariomycetes, Glomerellales, Plectosphaerellaceae. The coding region runs from base 1 to 1230 and encodes 409 amino acids. Gene Ontology annotation, biological process: maturation of SSU-rRNA. The record is from RefSeq and is a predicted model, not a curated record.
AUGGUCCGCCACAAGAAGGACAAGUUCGCCUCGCGCGGCCGCCCCCACGGACCCCCCCGAAACCGACCCCGCGGCGACAACCUCGACGGCGAGGACGACGACCCGACUCGCGCGCGCCCGACCUUGAAAGCCGCCUGCUGGGACCUCGGCCACUGCGACCCGAAACGCUGCUCCGGCAAGCGCCUCAUCCGCCAGGGCCUCAUGCGCGACCUGCACCUCGGCCAGCGCUUCAACGGCGUCAUCAUCACGCCCAACGGCAAGCAUGUCGUCUCGCCGCGCGACAGCGACCUGCUGCACGCCCACGGCGCCGCCGUCGUCGAGUGCAGCUGGGCCCGCACCCACGAGGUCCAGUGGGGCAAGGUCGGCGGCAAGUGCGAGCGCCUGCUGCCCUACCUCGUCGCCGCCAACACGGUCAACUACGGCAAGCCGUGGCGUCUCAACUGCGCCGAGGCCCUGGCCGCUGCCUUUUACAUCUGCGGCAAGCCCGACUGGGCCGAGCAGGUCCUCGCCCCCUUCUCCUACGGCGCCUCCUUUCUCGAGAUUAACGGCAGUCUGCUGAAGCGCUAUGCCGCCUGCGAGAACGAGCGGGCCGUGAAGCAGGUCGAGGACGACUGGAUGGCGAGGCUCGAGAAGGAGUACGCCGACAGCCGCGAGGACGGCGACGAUGUCUGGGCCGGCGGCAACGUCAACCGGCGGGCGCUCAUUCCUUCGGACGAGGAGGAGGAGGAGGACGACGACGACGGUGAUGAGUCGGCUGAUGGCAAGAAGAGGGCAGAUGACGACGACGAUGACGAGAUGGAUGGCAUAUACCUGGGCCACAAUGGCGCGACGAAAGCCGCGAAGAAGAACAAGGCAAAUCAAACAGACGACGACGACGACGACGACGACGACGAGAGAGACCCCUACGCCUUGUCCGACGACAGCGACGAAGACGCAGCCAUGGAGGAGAUCCGGCGCAAGGUGCUCGCCUCCAAAACAUUCGCCAAUCCCCAGGCAUCCGAAAAGAAGAAACCCGACACGAUCGCGAGGCCGCAGCAGCUGAAACCCGACUCGGAUAUCGAGCCGGACAGCGACAAUGGCGAGGACGACGACGACUUUGACAACAUUAUCAACGCGACGCCUGUAACGGACAGGAUAGGGCUUGCCAAGUUGGAGAAGGAGCGCUCACAGGCCACUGUGACGAGCAGGACGUACUCGACGAACGUGACAUCAGCGCCGGGCCGGUGGUAG